This is a messenger RNA of Heterobasidion irregulare TC 32-1, 342 nucleotides long. RefSeq lists its product as uncharacterized. The transcript has 2 exons. The record is from RefSeq and is a predicted model, not a curated record. The coding region runs from base 1 to 342 and encodes 113 amino acids. NCBI's taxonomy places the organism in Eukaryota, Fungi, Basidiomycota, Agaricomycetes, Russulales, Bondarzewiaceae.
AUGGUUACGUCAUACGGUCCCAUCGCAGCGUCGGCCGACCCAGAGGCGAGCACACGCUGUCGACGAAAUCCACGAAAACUUUUCUCGCUCCGAAACAGUAUCUUGGACGUCGAACAGCCUGUCAACGCGACACACUCGCUGCCGUCGGGACCCUUCCGACGGCUGGCUUCCGCACACCUACUUGACUCCACCUCUCACCGCGACAUUCCUCCUUCUGUGCAUUCCGGCGAUCUCUCUGACACCUCCUCCUCACGAACACGGGGGUCCACGGGCCCCGCGUACCCGAUCUCCCUGCGACCGCCUCUCACCCUCAUGUCCGUCUGGGAACCCCUCGCUCUCUGA